UUUCGGUUUCAAAACACCUAUAUUACUAACACAAUGCAUAUAAAACCAAGAAAAUUUUUCCACCUGGGUAAAAUUCCGUCAUAUCACCUAUACUCCGAUUCGACACUCAAAUCUACUCCUUCUUACCUAAACUCUCUUUUAAGCUUUAUCGAACCAACCUACUGCUCUGAGACCCCGCUUGAACAUCCUCCUUCACUUUCGUGUCCUUUUGACUGGAUUACUGUGUCUGUGCUUUUUACCGUCGGUGUUGUCCAUUCAAUUGUUCUUGGUGUUAUUUUGUAUUUUGUUGUUCGUUUUAACCGAUAUUUACGUCGUCAUGUGCCCUUGACGACAAUUCCAUUUACUGCUGCUCGACGACUUCGAACCGUUGGUACCCGGGCCCCGAUGGAAGAAGUUUCACUCGAAUGGGCCAAUAAUUAA
This is a messenger RNA of Meloidogyne enterolobii, 420 nucleotides long. Lineage: Eukaryota; Metazoa; Nematoda; Chromadorea; Rhabditida; Meloidogynidae. The record is from the annotation of a GenBank genome assembly.